GGAUUUGUGGUGGCGCUCUGUCCAAUAUCCCUUCUUCUGAGGAUUCUACAUAAAAUGAGUUCCGGGUCCGUAACAGAAUCAGAUUUAAUAUCAGCGCUUCAAGCUGUUGGAGUAUCGCAUAAGUUGGAUGAAAUAAAUAGAUCUGAUGCAAAAUCUAUUUUAAACAAUGCAUCAAUAGGAACUGCAUUAAGUUUGUCAUCGAACUCAUUUCCUGUGUUUGAACGACCCGAUUCUCUUCGUAUUAUACACGAUCUUGUAGAAGGUCUUUUACGAGUACAGACACGGGAUUCAUCUAUUGCACUUCGCCAUUUGAAUGUUGUACUGUCAUCUCUCUUUAGAUUUCUCAAUGAUUCAAAUUCUGACGUCCGUAUAGCUGCUGAUGAAGGCCUGAACAAACUUAUCAAGUUCCUCCGUUCAAGUAUGACACGUUUAAUUUUGUUCGAACUGCUCAUGGAGCUAAAGCGUAAUCAAAACUCAAGAUCCGUAUCGGUUGCACUGUCGAAAUUUGCUUCAUUGUCUACACAAAUUAGAACAUCUAAACGCAGGUUUUAUGCAACCAAUUUACUACCUGUUCUCAUAUCAAUCUUUGAACAAGAAGAUGAUUUAUUAUUUGAAAACCUAACUGAUUCUUUUCGACAAAUCGCAAACGAAUUGUUUUAUUACGCAACUGAAAAAGAAUUACGCAGCUUUUUACGUACACAAAUUACACGGUUGUCAUCGAGCAAGGCAGUAGUACGCCGUUCAGUAGCCCAAUCACUUGUAAUCACAUGUCAGUCAUCUCGCGUACCACUCACUCUACUACGCUACCUACUUCACCUAAUAUUAACUGAAAUGGAUUCGCUCACUAGUGAUUCCCAGUUAGAACCAACAAAAGUUGUGUGUGAUAAAUCAUCAAUACCUUUUAAUUCUACUGCUUAUUGGACAGGUUUAUUCAACACAAUUCGUUAUUUAUCUAUUGGAUGGGAUCAAUUCUCUAAUAAAUUUAUGAAAAAUAUAUCUUUUUUAAACUUAAAUAUACCUCAAACUUCAUCAGUACAUUUAGAUUCUUACAAUACUCUGCAUUCUAGAUUAGUUGAAAUGCUUAAUCCAGGUUAG
Molecule: messenger RNA, 1095 nt
Organism: Schistosoma guineensis
Lineage: Eukaryota; Metazoa; Platyhelminthes; Trematoda; Strigeidida; Schistosomatidae
Source: the annotation of a GenBank genome assembly